Messenger RNA from Cicer arietinum (chickpea), 2278 nucleotides. RefSeq lists its product as uncharacterized. Gene Ontology annotation, cellular component: Golgi apparatus. NCBI's taxonomy places the organism in Eukaryota, Viridiplantae, Streptophyta, Magnoliopsida, Fabales, Fabaceae. The record is from RefSeq and is a predicted model, not a curated record.
ACUUGGAGUUUUUAUUAUGCCAAAUUUCACUCUUACUAACGUGACACUAUUUUCGUCUCCUUCUCCUUCCUACCUCAUCCUAGGGGUGCGUAUUGCGCCCACACCUUCUUCUAUCUCAAUCUCUCACACCUUCUUUACGAAUUUUCAUUUUCUUCCUUUCUCGAUUAUUUAAUUAACAAAAAUUUCUUCUUGAGUUGAAAAAUGAGCCACACAACAACACAUACAUAAGACACUUUUUGUGAGUAUGAGACACACACACACACACAAACACUUUCUAUAAGGUGUCACUGAUUCUUCAUUUGUAAAGAUCCCAAGUUUGGAUAACAGGAUAUACAUCUUGGGGUUGAUUUAAUAGACAUUAGGAAUGUUGGGUCGGUCUGGAUUUUCUAGACCAGGAGGUUUCAGGCCAGAGAAUUUAGGUCAGAAUACUAUGGCCAUGAUUGGUAAUGUUUGUUUCUCAGUUUUUGUUAUUGGGGUUUUGGUAUUUACUAUUAUGGCUGCUACUUAUGAACCUGAGGAUCCUUUAUUUCACCCUUCAACAAAGAUCACAACAUUUCUAACUUCCAAAUCCAAUGCUACUUUUAAGUCAGAUAAUAGUGUUGUUAGAACUGGAGAAGAUUUUAUGGCUGCCAAUGAAUCUGUUUUUGGUGCUAUUAUUAACAUGACUGAUGUUGAUAACUCGGUUAGUGGCGAAACGGGUGAGGUGGUCGAGGCGACUCAGUGUGAUGGCAAUUCGGGUCCUAUUGAUUGUAGGGACCCUGAGGUUUUUCAUUUGAUGAUGAGGGCUACUAUUGAGAAGUUUAAGGAUAUACAUUUUUAUAGAUUUGGGAAACCUGUUGCUGGAUCGAAUGAUAGUAGUUGUGAUAUGGCGUGGCGGUUUAGGCCUAAGGAUGGAAAAGCUGCUGCAUUUUAUAAGGAUUAUAGGAGAUUUGUCAUUGAAAGGUCCGAAAAUUGUACGCUUAGUGUUGUUAGCAUUGGGGAAUAUCAUACUGGUAUGAAUGCAAGGAAGAGGAAGAAGAAUCAGAAGGGUGGACUAGAGAAGACGUCGUUGAAUACGGACCAGGUGAACGCGUUGCCGGUUGUUGGAGAGAUGGUUAAUGACAGCCUCCCUGUAGUUGAGUCCGAAAGUUCGUUUAGUCGAGGUAAAUACUUGGUUUAUAUGGGUGGUGGAGAUCGGUGUAAGAGUAUGAAUCAUUACUUGUGGAGUUUUUUGUGUGCUUUGGGAGAAGCUCAGUACCUAAAUCGAACGUUGGUUAUGGAUUUGAGCAUAUGUCUGUCUUCGAUUUACACUUCGUCGAAACAGGACGAGGAAGGAAAAGAUUUCAGGUUUUACUUUGAUUUUGAGCAUUUGAAGGAGGCGGCGUCGGUGUUGGACAAGGAUCAAUUUUGGGAAGAUUGGAGUAAGUGGCAACAAAAAGAUGGGAUGAAUCUUCAUCUUGUGGAGGAUUUUAGGGUCACACCGAUGAAACUUAUGGAUGUGAAGGAUGCUUUAAUCAUGAGAAAGUUUGGAUCGGUCGAGCCGGAUAAUUAUUGGUAUAGAGUCUGUGAAGGAGAGACAGAAUCUAUUGUUCAAAGGCCAUGGCAUUUGAUUUGGAAAUCGAGGCGGUUGAUGGAUAUAAUGUCUGCAAUAGCUUCAAGGUUAAACUGGGAUUAUGACUCGGUUCAUGUUGUAAGAGGUGAAAAGGCAAGAAACAAGGAGCUUUGGCCUAAUCUCGAUGCGCAUACCUCCCCCGAUGCACUUCUCUCAACUUUGCGGGACAAGAUCGAUGAAGGAAGAAACCUCUACAUUGCAACAAAUGAACCGGAUACAUCUUUCUUUGAUCCUUUGAAGGAUAAGUAUACAACUCAUUUUCUCGACGAAUAUAAGGAUCUCUGGGACGUAACUAGUGAAUGGUACUCUGAGACAACGAAACUCAACAACGGUGUUCCGGUAGAAUUUGAUGGUUACAUGAGAGUAUCCAUUGAUACAGAAGUGUUCUUGAGAGGUAAGAAGCAACUUGAAACUUUCAAUGAUUUGACCAGUGAUUGCAAGGAUGGUAUCAAUACAUGUAAUGUUGCAGAAAACUAAAUUUCUGUGAGAUGUGAAAUUCCAAUGUUUCAUACAUUGAAACAUACUCACUUGUACUUUUAGUUGUUAUAUGUGUUGGCAUUUGAGACUUUGUAAUCUUUAGUUGUUGUGGCAGUGAGGAGUAAAAUUAUUUAGUUUGUAUUGUAAGAGUAGUGUCGCUCACCUUGGAAUUUUUGAAAGUUCUUAAUUGAAAUUUGUUUUAUGCUUAAA